This is a messenger RNA of Alternaria arborescens, 738 nucleotides long. RefSeq lists its product as hypothetical. The transcript has 2 exons. Bases 1 to 738 code for a protein of 245 amino acids. The record is from RefSeq and is a predicted model, not a curated record. NCBI's taxonomy places the organism in Eukaryota, Fungi, Ascomycota, Dothideomycetes, Pleosporales, Pleosporaceae.
AUGGAGAAGCUCAAGGAAGCAGAAACAGCAGCGGCGCAGCGCUUGCGCAAAACGUUCAAAUAUCCCUCAGAAUCCGACGACGAAGAUACGAUAGAGGCAGGCAUGGAUGAGCAAGAUCGCGCAGCCCUCGUCCAAACCCUCAGCACACACGACACAUCCACAACACACACGUACACGCUCUUUCUCCUCGCGCUUCCUCUGCUCCCCACACUACUCUACAUACCCCGCUUGCUCGCCCUAUCCACCCUUCCAACAAGUUUAGUCGCUGUCGCUAGUCUACUAGCCACGGCGUAUACCUUGUACUUCCUACCCUUACCACCUACACAAAUGGAGCCCAUAGAUGGCGUCGAUGUGACACCUUCCACUUUCCAACAGCCAUCGUCAGGGAAAGGGAAGGGCAAGAAACCCAUGGGCGGAUACGGAAUCUACAACAAGACACCAUCUUGGGAGCAACCGACUGAGAAGAGUGCGAGGCGGCCUGUACCGUAUCUCUCAGAAGACAUGGCAGACAUGAUAGGCGAUUAUAUUGUGCCUAUCAACAGAGCUGUGUGUGGGCUUUUGGCACUGUAUGAGGUGUGGUUGGCACGUGAGUGGAGUGAAGGCUUCAUGAUAGGAGGUGGCUUCUUGCCCGGGGUGAUUUGUCUGAUAAUUCUGUGGGUGAGAACCGAGUUGCGGAUUAUUGACAUGGAUGCGUUGGAGAGGAUUAACGCGGGUGCUGCGCAGGGAAAGGUAAAGUGA